Talaromyces proteolyticus is the source of this 1308-nucleotide messenger RNA. RefSeq lists its product as uncharacterized. The transcript has 3 exons. NCBI's taxonomy places the organism in Eukaryota, Fungi, Ascomycota, Eurotiomycetes, Eurotiales, Trichocomaceae. The record is from RefSeq and is a predicted model, not a curated record. The coding region runs from base 1 to 1308 and encodes 435 amino acids.
AUGUUAUUUAAUCUCGGCUUCACCGCGGACGCAGCCGCAGCCCAUCGACACGAAUUUUCGCAACCCGAGGCUGUAGAAGAAGCACAAGCGGAGAAGAAAUUGGGCCCUGCUCCUCCCCUCUCUGCCAAAUCCUCCCACCAUAGUAUCGUGUAUUCGUCGAGCGACGAGGGAGAUGCCAAUAAUGACAGUGUUACAACCCCAACGAGCACUGUACGGCGUCCCGCGGCCGUUCGUAAACGCUCUGCUCGCCCCAAAACAGUCUUCCAGUUUGCGCAUCCAGUGGCGACGAGCCAUCGCCGACUAACAUUGCGCCCAAAGCUUCUUCUUCAACUGCAUGAGAGCAGUCAGAUGUCGCGACCAUUCCCUAAAUAUGACGUUCUCCCAGCCGCCGUAGCGCCCCGGCUAGCGUGCAAAUUUCCCAAGCUGUUCGCCAGCUUGCGGGGGCUGGGUCCCCGCGAUCUUGUUAUUGUCACGAGCGACAUGUAUGAGCAGCAUGGGCUGGGCGAUGACGACCGUAGCAUCUCAUCAGAGGACUCGUCUGCCGACCAGCGAGAGGUUGUCGCGACGAUUUGCGUUUGCCAACCGUUCACCAAAGACGACCCACCACGCUCGUGCAAGGUCGAGAUUGUGUCCAGCUUGGGCGUGUCGUGGGAAGGCUCGCCGCUGCCCAACGGAUCGUACGAACUGGUGUGUAAAGGAGACCAGCAGCGCCGAAAGGUCCGAUGGGUUGCUCGGGACAGGGGAACCCGUCGGGUCUCCAGCAUAUCUUCUGCCGGCGACAACUACAAUAGCAGCGACUUUCAGAAACGCUUCACGUUCAGCGUCCUCGACCCCAACUCGCGCCGCCAUCCCGUCCUUGCAUCCAUGACCCGAAAUGGAAUCGACGUUUUUGAGCAGUAUUCGUAUCCUCCAGCCCCGUCUUCCAGCGACGACGCAGGCUCCCCGCCACCGCCAAAUUCGGCUACCGGAGAAUCACGACGGGAGUUGAUCAACCUAGAAGAAGAGCUGCGAGUGCUUAUUGUGACCAGCGGUAUCUGGAUCGCCUUUGUGGAGGGGUGGGCCAAGAAUCCCACUACAUUAUCAGAUAUUGGCCCCUUGAACGACGCGAACGCCCCAGCGCGGUCUGGCAAGUCCAAGAAGAGACAUAGCAUGGCUGCGGAAACCCACGAUCAGAAAUGGACAACCCUUGACAAAAAGGCUGAGCCUGGCGAGGAAGACAACGGCGAACGACCACAUGAGGACGACCCCAAAAUGAAGGGUAAGUCGUGGCGCCGAUUUAGCUCCAUUUUUGGGCGAAGAAAGCGCUAG